AUGAAAGACUAUUCAAAAGCACUCUCAUAUUUUGAGCGUGCUCUGGACAACAAACGAGGUUCAUUACUUCCAGGUCAUCCUUAUAUCAAAAAGAAUCGUUCACGAUAUAAUAAAACAACAUUAUCAACUAUAUUUGAUCAUAAUGAAGAAAAAUGGUAUAUUGUAACAUGUCAAGUUCUUGUUCCUUUUAUGAUAGCAGGAUUUGGUAUGGUAGCGGCUGGAUUAGUUCUUGAACGUGUUAAGGAAUUAAAUGUAUUUAAAGAAAUAACUAAAAUUUAUAUACUUAUUCCAGCUUUACUUGGUUUAAAAGGAAAUUUAGAAUUGGCAUUAGCAUCACGUUUAUCUACACAAACUAAUAUUGGAAAUAUGGAUAAAAAACUCUUUAGUAGUGUUUCAACAGCAUCAAUUAUUUCAUUAGCAUUAGUAGCUAUUCAAGCAAGUCGAUUAUCUACUACACUCCAUCAACAAGGCAAACUAGGAGAAUUUCAAGAGAUUACACAAUAUCAUCCUUCAAAAUAUUUUCCUAAUCCAUACAAAAUAUUUUGUUCAACCAUUAAUGGUAGUAAUCCAUCAUGCGAAGAUUUCUUUCAGGGUGAUAUAGAAGGUAAUACUUCAUAUCUUCAAACUCCAUGUUUAGCUAAUUUACGUGGACGUCAAGGUCUUUUUCUUGCAACACAUUGUAUUAAAUUAAUUGCUUAUUCGCCAGAACCAAAUUCUAUUCAAUAUAUAUAUCGAACAUGUAGUAGAGAUGAAGGUGAUGAUAAUGGAAUCACUCGUACAAGUCAUUGUGGUUUUAUUAAACUUGAUUGGAUUAAUCCAAAUCGACGAUUACGUGGAUGUUUACAUAUAUGUGAUAAAGAUGCAUGUAAUCAAGCUUUUAAUCUUUGUUUUUCCAGAUGGAAUAUGAUAUAUAGUCUUAUUUUAUUACGAUUAUUUUUUUAUCUAAGAAACUAUUCUACAUGUCAAUAA
Adineta steineri is the source of this 969-nucleotide messenger RNA. The record is from the annotation of a GenBank genome assembly. NCBI's taxonomy places the organism in Eukaryota, Metazoa, Rotifera, Eurotatoria, Adinetida, Adinetidae.